AUGCCUGUGCAAGGUGACCAUCUCGCUGGACGAGGUUUUAGUGGGAUUGGGCGCGUCGUCAGUGCCAUCAGGGAGAUUAAAAGAAAAAAAAUGAUGGAGGUUGUGAUCGUUGCAGUUGCUGCUACACUUGGGAAUCUUCUAAUGGGAUGGGAUAGUUCGACUAUUGCAGCGGGUAUAACCUACAUCAAGAAGGAUUUCGUCUUGGAUGCGACACUUGAAGGGCUAAUUGUGUCCAUGUCGUUUAUAACCGGUACUGUUGUGACAAUAUUCUCUGGGGUAGUGUCUGAUAUGGUUGGAAGACGCCCUAUGCUGAUAACAUCUUCGGUUAUGUUUUUCCUUAGCGGUUUGAUAAUGUUGUGGACUCCUAAUGUUGUUGUUAUUCUGGUGGCGAGGAUAGUGGAUGGGGUUGCCAUUGCUCUGGCUGUUACUCUUAAUCCUCUCUACAUAUCUGAGGUAGCACCGGCCGAUAUAAGAGGCCAAUUGAACACUUUUCCUCAGUUUGCUUGUUCUGCUGGAAUGUUUUUGGCUUACAUUUUGGUAUUCUCAAUGUCCUUGACUGUCUCACCUAAUUGGAGACUAAUGCUUGGAGUUAUUUCAAUUCCUUCUGUUGCAUACUUUUUACUGGCUGUGUUUUAUCUGCCUGAGUCUCCGAGGUGGCUUGUGAGCAAAGGCCGGCUACCUGAGGCUGAAAGAGUUCUGAAAAGGCUUCGCGGCACUGAUGAUGUUUCAGGGGAAUUGGCGUUGCUGACUGAGGGUCUCAGCCCUGGCGGUGAAGCCACUUCCAUAGAAGAGUAUGUAGUUGCCCCAGCUAGUGAGAUUCUUGUUAACCAGGAAGCAGGGAAAGAUUAUAUCAAGUUAUAUGGUCCCAAUGAGGGGGUUACAAUGGUUGCUCAACCAGUGAAUGGACAGGGUAGCUUGAUAUCCCGUAGUAUGUUGUCUCAGCAAGGAAGCUUUGGAGGUCUCACUAGUACUGGUCUUAAGGAUCCUAUUGUCACUCUCUUUGGAAGUAUGCAUGAGAAUACUCUCCCCGAGGGUGGAGGUUCACGCAGCAUGCUAAUUCAUAAUGCCAACAGCAUCUUUAGCACGGGUGAGCCAGAGUCCAGUCCCUUUGAUACCAGUGACAACCUGCAUGCGCCACUAAUGUCAUUUCAAGGGGGUGGUGGAUCCAAGGACAUGUUAGGUAUGAGGAGCAAUAGCAGCCUAAGAAGUAAUAGUAGUUUGGCUCAUGGUACUGCUGUUGAAACUCCUAAAAAUACAAACAUUGGUGGAGGUUGGCAGUUGGUUUAUAAAUCAGCUGAUGGUGUUGGGGGUGGGAAAAGAGAAGGACUCCAAAGGGUUUAUUUGCAUGCAGAACCUGCUGCAGUGUCUCAAUCUCAACAUGUUUCGUCAUUUGUUUCAACUUCUGGCUAUGACAUACCAAUAGAUGGCGGUGAAGCGUAUCAUGCUGCUGCUCUUGUCAGUCAGUCAGUUCUUGGAACUCAUGAUUUGUUGCAUCUGCCAGAAGUUGCUGCGAAAGGCUCAAAAUGGAGAGCUCUGCUAGAACCAGGAGUCAAGCGUGCAUUGAUUGUUGGCAUAGGACUUCAAAUUCUUCAGCAGGCUGCUGGCAUAAAUGGGAUUCUGUUCUAUGCACCCCAGAUUCUUGAGCAGGCAGAAAUAGGGGCUCUUUUAUCAAAUUUGGGCCUUAGUUCAGCAUCUGCUUCUUUUCUUGUAAAUGUCAUUACAACAUUCUGCAUGCUUCCUUGUAUAGCUCUUGCAAUAAGACUCAUGGAUAUUUCUGGCAGGAGGUCAAUCAUGUUGUACACAUUACCCAUUGUGAUAGUUUGUCUCCUGGUACUAAUAAUCAAACAGUAUUUUGAACUAAAUUCUGUCAUCAAUGCUGCAAUCACUUCUGUUUCUGUUGUGGCUUAUGGAAGCGUCUUCUGCAUGGGCUUUGGCGUUAUUCCCAAUAUCAUAUGUGCUGAAAUCUUCCCAACAAGUGUUCGUGGAAUCUGCAUUUCCCUGACUUCUCUUACAUAUUGGAGUUGUACCUUGAUUAUCACCUUAACAUUCCCCAGCUUGCUCCAGCUUCUCGGUCUCAGUGGUGUCUUUGGAUUAUUUGUUGCUGGCUGCAUCAUUUCAUGGAUAUUUGUCUACUUGAAAGUUCCUGAAACAAAAGGCAUGCCUUUAGAAGUUAUUACUGAGUUUUUUGCUAUUGGUGCAAAGCCCGGUACUGACCCUGCAGCAAUUGGAAUCAAAUAG
This is a messenger RNA of Sphenostylis stenocarpa, 2238 nucleotides long. The record is from the annotation of a GenBank genome assembly. Lineage: Eukaryota; Viridiplantae; Streptophyta; Magnoliopsida; Fabales; Fabaceae.